GGGGCCGGGGAGCGGAUGGGCCCCGGGCGGGAGCAGCUGGGUGUGCUCAGAACUUUGCUUGGAACGAGGCUCUCCCUAGACUUCAGCCCUUCCUGCUGUCUGUGGGAGGCAGGGAGCCCCCAAAGCGGGUACUCAGCCCAGAGGGUCUGGGUGAGAGCAGGGGGCUCCCGAGACCGGCGUCUGCCUGCGGUGAACCGUGCCCGCAGCAGACCUGCGUCGUGCCCUCCUGAGCCCCCUGGACCGCGCCUUCGCCACCCCCAGUCCCCGGGCAGAGUGCCCGGAGUCUGCGACGAGCGACCUUGUCCGGAGCCUGCCCUGGUCUUGUCUGCCGUGGGGCCUCUUUCCUCACUCGUCUCCCUCAGCUGCUCCACGGAGCCUCCAGCGUCCCACGUGAGAGGCUGGAGCCUCUCCGCCUCUUGUGCGUCAGGGUGGAAGCGUCCAGGUUGGGCAUUCAGGAGCGCGGGGGGCUGGGGAGCAGACCUCCUGGGCCCUCCCAGGCAGGGCGUCCGCCCUGUGCUGCGUGCCCUGGGGGCCUGGCUCAGCCCUGUGGUGAGGGGGCCCCGGACACGCUGCUGGCGGGUGGAGCACUGCCCUCCCCUCCUGGGAGCCGCAGUUCAGACGAGACCCGGCCGGCCUCGGAAGUCCAAAGCCAAGCCCAACGGGAAGAAGCCCGCCGCCGAGGAGAAGAAGGUGUACCUGGAGCCAGAGUACGCCAAGUCCAGGAUCACAGACUUCGGGUUCAAGGAGCUGGUGGUGCUGCCCCGGGAGAUCGAUCUCAACGAGUGGCUGGCCAGCAACACCACGACGUUCUUCCACCACGUGAACCUGCAGUACAGCACCAUCUCGGAGUUCUGCACCGGGGAGGCGUGCCAGACCAUGGCCGUGUGCAACACACAGUACUACUGGUACGACGAGCGGGGCAAGAAGGUGAAGUGCACGGCCCCCCAGUACGUGGACUUCGUCAUGAGCUCCGUGCAGAAGCUGGUCACUGACGAGGACGUGUUCCCCACGAAAUACGGCCGCGAGUUCCCCAGCUCCUUCGAGGCCCUGGUGAAGAAGAUCUGCAAGUACCUGUUCCACGUGCUGGCGCACAUCUACUCGGCGCACUUCAAGGAGACCCUGGCGCUCGAGCUGCACGGACACUUGAACACGCUUUACGUGCACUUCAUCCUCUUCGCCCGCGAGUUCAACCUGCUCGACCCCAAAGAGACGGCGGUCAUGGACGACCUGACGGAGGCGCUGUGCGGCGGGGGCGGUGGGGACGGGCCGGGCGGGGCGGCGGGCGCACAGAACCACGUCAAGGAGAGGUGAGCCCGGCGGCGCCCGCACCGAGGGAGCGGCGGCGCGCCGCGCGCGUCCGUGUCUGUGCGCGCACGGAUUGUGCGCACCUUGGACUCCGCUCGUCCGUGGCAGACACUUCCGGGGCCGCCCGCCCGAGUCUCCCUCUAGGGUCUUCCGCGUCCGCCCCACCCCCGGCUGGGCCUUGGCCUCCGGGGAGACACGCAGCGGGGCGGGGGGGCCCUUCCCCGAGGCGGGGGCCGCAGGCUUCGCUUCCGCCGCCCUUGGUCUUGGCUCCGGUUGGAGUGGCUUUUAGAGACCCUAGCCUGGCUUUCUCCUCUCUCCGCCCGAUCUGGACUCACUCUGGCUCAGGGCCGGCUGGAGGGCCAGGGAGGCCGCGUGUCUGGAGCUCCGCGAGCUGCAGUGUCUCCCUCCACUGCCUUCACUGCCCAGGAGGGGCCCCGGGCCAGCAAGGGUCCGGGCUGCGGUGCCCGGGGGGGCGGCCUGUGUGGAGCCGCGGCCGGGGGUUGGGAGAGCCUGGCGUCCCUGUGCGGGUGUAAUAAAGAGACUUCUCUCAGGUCA
Messenger RNA from Cervus elaphus (red deer), 1860 nucleotides. RefSeq names its product MOB kinase activator 2 (gene MOB2). Gene Ontology annotation, cellular component: nucleus; cytoplasm. The coding region runs from base 16 to 1311 and encodes 431 amino acids. The transcript is spliced from 5 exons. Gene Ontology annotation, biological process: signal transduction; positive regulation of protein phosphorylation. Gene Ontology annotation, molecular function: protein kinase activator activity. The record is from RefSeq and is a predicted model, not a curated record. NCBI's taxonomy places the organism in Eukaryota, Metazoa, Chordata, Mammalia, Artiodactyla, Cervidae.